AUGGCGCGCUAUGAACAGAGAAGGCUGCUCGAGCAGCUCAUGGGAGAGAAUUUCAGUACCGGAGCCAGUAGCGAGCCCCAGGUCUCCAUUACUGACCCCAUUGUCUGUCGCGCCUACCUCGUCGGUACUUGCCCUCAAGACCGCUUCACCAAUACCAAGAGCGACCUUGGACACUGCCGCGAGCGACACAUCUCGAGCCUUAAGAAGCAGUAUCAGGAGGCAUCCACUGCUGAGAAGGAAACAUGGGGCUUCGAAUUCGACUACUUGAACAAGAUGCGCGGUCUGCUCGCUGACUGUGAUAACCGUAUCGAUUCCCAUCAGCGCCGCCUCGAAAAAACCCCCGACGAGAUCCGCAAAACGAAGGAACUGCAUGCUCAAAUCGGCGAGCUCACCAAACAGAUCGAUUACGGCGUCGAAGAGGUUAAGGUCUUUAUUUCGAAGAACAACGUGCCUCAGGCCUUGACACUGUACUGUUCGCUUGAUGCCUUCAGAGUUGAGAAGGGCAAACUUGAGCAGGAAUUGAAGGAACUCCAGGAGACCUCCGGCCCCUCCGGCCAUCAGAAACUGACAGUUUGCGACGUUUGCGGUGCAUACCUCAGCCGACUUGACAACGACCGACGUCUGGCCGAUCACUUCCUUGGCAAGCUUCAUGUGGGCUACCGUGACAUGCGUAAGGAAUGCAAGGAACUCGAGGAGCAGCUCAAGGACCGGGUUCCCCCUCAGCGCCAGUAUGACGAAGCACGCUACAACGCCUACGGUGGGGGCUCCCGUCGCGGUGGUCAAUCCUACGCUGGUGCUGGUGGUAACCGCCGCCGGGGCCGCGGAAGAUGGUAG
Molecule: messenger RNA, 834 nt
Organism: Penicillium argentinense
Lineage: Eukaryota; Fungi; Ascomycota; Eurotiomycetes; Eurotiales; Aspergillaceae
Product: LUC7 domain-containing protein
Exons: 3
Coding region: 1-834 (277 amino acids)
Biological process (GO): mRNA splice site recognition
Cellular component (GO): U1 snRNP; U2-type prespliceosome
Molecular function (GO): mRNA binding
Source: RefSeq, a predicted model, not a curated record